AUGACUCAAGUUAUCAGCUUUUCAGGGGAACAAACUCAAUUGAAUUCCCCUGUUUCUUUCUCAGGCCAAAGCACAGGAUUCUUAGAAAUUAGCACCACAUAUCGAUCAUUUACAGGGACAAGAGUAGGUUCCGCUUCAGUAACUGGAAAAAGAAUUCUUUCACAAAGUACACUAUAUCGGCCAGAAAGUGACAAUUUAAGCAAAUUUCCUAUUCCUGUCCAAAUUUUCACAAAAUCAAAAAAACCAUAUAAAACACUAGAAAGCCAAAAUGACAAUUCAAAUCUAUCACAAAAAUUUUUGUCAAAAUCAAAUACUGAAAGAAAAUAUUUAGGAAAAGUAAAGCAAACACCGCCUAUCCAUCCUUCUAAAACAAAACUAGCUAAAGAAGCAACGAAAAUGAGCAAAAAUUUGAUUAUGAAUAGACAUCUUUCGCAGAGCAAGUCUCAGAAAAAGCUGUUUGAAGUUAAAACUCCAUUUAGUAAGUCAUUUUCGACUCCUGAAAUAAAAACAAAAGAGGUUGGGAUAAAACCUGAGAUCGCCAAAAAAAUUGAUGAAAAUAAGCCAAGAGCUGUCACAAAAAUCGACGAUAUUGUUAAGAAAACAUUAUUUCAAGAAAAGGCUAAAAAAGUCAGAAAAAUCAAAGCGGAACAAGAGCUUAAAGCUAAAACAGAGCGAAGAAAAAUCGAAUUAAAAAUCCAAAAUAACCAAAUUCGCCAAGAAAAUUCAAUAAAAUUUAGACAAGAAAAAUUCCAACCAAAAAUAGCUUGGGGCGCUAACGAAAAAAAAGUUUUAGGUUUGGACAUGGUCGAGCUUCAAAAAGAAAUUGAAGAGCAGCGCAAGCAUAAAAGAGAAAUUCGAGCCCACACAAAAUCAGCUGAAAAAGAUCGAAUUGGAUUGGAGUUUCUUGAAGAACUGAAAUUAGAAAUAGGAAAAGAGCCUCGAAGUAAAAGUGUAAACCAAGAUAUGAUAAUCCCAUUUAAGGCUGUUAAAAAAUCAGACCCAAAAAUUCAAGCUUUUAUAAAGGUUCAAAAAAAAUCAAGAAAAGAAUCAAAAGUUCAGGAAAUGUUGCAUCAUCAAGCUGAAGAGGCUAAAAGGCUCACACAACUAAAACAAUUAGAUAUUUUUGCAAAAUCACAGAUUUCUCAGCUGAAAAAGAAGAAAAAAUCAAAAACAAAUAAGAAAAAGAAUAAAAAAAAAUCGACAAAAACUUGGAUAGAAGAGUCUCCUAUCAGUGAAAUUGAGGAGCAGACUUUUCAGCCAUUAACAACCAGAAAAUUAAUUAACGAGCACUCCGAAAGUAAAGACUCUUUCCAAGAAAAUCUAGUUAGCACAAUUAGUUAUAAACCUAAAGAGGAUUUAAAGCUCCAAGACAGCUUAAAGAUAUAUAUUGCUUCAGAUACAAAUUUAGAAGAAGGCGAGCCAAGUAGCAAUAUAAACUUUCAGGAUUCAUCUCCAACAAAUAAUCCCAAAUUAUUAGAUAGUUCUUUAUCAAAUGGAAAAUUUAUUUCAGAUUCGAACAUUUCGAUAGAAAUAAGAAAAAAUGAUAUCAAAAAAAGAAUUGAUGACCUGAAAAAUCGUAUAGGAAGAGUCAAAGAAAAUUUCAAAGAACCCUCUCCGAGUUCCAAAAAUAAAGCAGCUGCUAAAAUUCAAUCCUAUGUUAGGAAAUUUCUAUUGCUAAAAAGACUAGAGAAAGAGACUUUUACUAACGAGGAUAAUGAAGUUCAACAAAUCCUAUCAAAAGAAAAAAAAUCCAAAAAAAAUUUAGAAAUUCAAGUAGAACCAUCUCCUUAUUCUUCUUCAGAAACAAGCUCUGAAAUUCCAGCUGAAAAUUUAAUUGAUAUUUUAAGCCCAUAAAUAAAAUGGCAUUCGUUCGAGAGAAAUUAGCUCUGCUAAUUUUCUCUCCCUUAUGGAAUUUUAUUUAUAGGGUUAGGUUUUCACUCGAAGACUUCUGGACAGCAAUAGCGGUUUAACUUUGGAGAUAACCAGAGGAACCACUCCUCAGUCCACUCAAGAUUUCGGGCUUUUACCUCUCAGCACAUCCCCACGGGAGGAUGACCCUUAGGCGGAACACGCGCAGGAGCUGAGUCGAGCGACAAGGGCGACGGCAACGCGCCGGGUGAGACGUGCAGCAAGGCCGGUGAAGCAGGAGUUGAUAGAAGGCUUGGACGGGGCUGACCUGUGCCAAGAUGGCUCGCCUACGUCACUAGUUUUGCCAUAGUCCUUUUGGGCUGCGGCACUAGACACCUUAAACACCAGAUAAUUAAGUAAGUAAGAUAUUUUAAGCCCAAAAAUGAGCACAGCACAUCUAGAAGACCGCUUAAUAGAAGAACUUAAAAAUAUAGAAGAAAUCAAGCACCAAAAAGAUGAAUAUAAAGACAUUUUAAAAGACCAAAUAAUUUGGCAAGGAAACCAAAAGCAAAAUCUUCAAAAGUUAAAAGAAAAAGAGCUUAGGGAACUCAAAGAAAUCACAGAAAAAUCAGGCCUUGGAAAAGACAUUGAGAAAAUGUUAAGAAAAAUAAUAGAAGAUAGAUAAGGACCCCCCCUCAUUUGUCCGAUUUUCUAGUCUUUUAUCAUUUGUCCAUUUUUCUAGUUUUUUUUUUAUAGGAAAAAAAAAAAUUUUUUUAGGACCUCAUUUGUCCAAUUUUCUAGUCAAAAUUUUGAUAGAGAAAAAAAAUUUUCAGGACCUCAAUUGUCUCAUUUUCUAGUUUUUUUAAAGUAAAAAACUAGAAUUUAGGGCAUUCGAAAAAAUCCAAAAAAAGACUAGAAAAUUGGACAAAUCAUUUUUGACUAGAUUUUGGGACAAAUGAGGUCCUGAAAAAAAAAAUUCUUAUAAAAAAAAGACUAGAAAAUUCGACAAAUGAGGGGGGGGUCCUUAUAUGCAUCUAGGAAAUUUAAUAGAAGAAAAUAUAGAAAAUGUCCAGGAAGCUUUAACCAAAGAUCAUGAGCAUAUUUCAAUUCAUAAAGAAAAUGAAGAAGAAAAUAUGAAAGAAUAUACAGAAGAUAGCUCAAGUGGAAGCAGUUAUUUCGAGUCCCAAGCUUCUGAUAAAUUUAUGGAAAUGUUUAAUAAAAAAAAACAAAAAUUCAGUGAAUCAGAAAGUGACAGUUUAAGACCAGUCAGCUAUGAAAAAAUUUUCCAAGACUUUUGAGAAAAUAAAAAGUCUGAGGAAAGUGUAGAGGUUUUGAAUAUUAUCGGAAAAAGUGAAGAAAAUGAUGAAGGAGGUAAAAAUUUCAGUGAUGUCCCUUCAUAUUUAAGCAAUAUUACUGCAGAGCAAUCAGAAAAAAUAAAUUUUCCUGACUUUAAUCAAGUGGCUAAUAUAGAAACUGAUGAAGGGGAUGAAAUUUUCAAAAAUCUUAUUAGUGAUGCAUCAUUUAAAGGCCCCGAAAACGAACCAUUGAAAAUUGAAGAAAAUAAAGAAAAUUCCCAAAUUCAAAAAACUAGCUUUGAAUGUGUAAAUGAAUCUGUUACAAGUUCUAUCAAAAAAAAUGAAAGUUUAUCAGAAAUUGAGGCUAAGUCUGAAGAAAUAUUAAAAGAAUUAGAUAAUGCUAUAGACAAAAUAUUAGAAUUUCCAAGCAUUUCUACAGAAAGUCCUGAAUUUUCUAAACCAAACUUACCUGCAGUGUCUCCAAAUAUGAGUGAAGGGCCGUCAAUAACCUCAUUUGAUUUACCAGUAAGCUCAAGCAGUCCUCAUCAAGGUGCAAUUUUUAUUGAAGAAGGGAAAUCAACAGAAAAUUCAAAUCCUGCUAAUAAUAUGACUGAAGAGGAUUCUUCACUUUUUGAUGAACUACAACAGCUCACUACAGAGCCAGACAACCCUAUAGAAAAGUCUCCAUUUCAGUAUAAGGUUAGUGACAGUGAAGACGAAAAGUCAAAGCCAACCACCCCAAUUCCUGAGCUUCAAGAAGAAAAACCUCCCAGCCCAAAGCUUACUCGUGAAAUCACCCCAGAACUUAUUUCCCGAAUUUCUGAGUCUAUAUUAGAAAUGCUCAUAAGAGAUGAAGUCAUCCCUCAACUUUCUCAAUCAAGCCAAAUAAACUUUGAAGAGCUUAUAAAAACCGAUGAAAGCUUUCCUGAAGACCUUAUGAUUAAAACUGACUCUUUAUCAGUCCAAAAAUAUGUGGAACAAAUUUUUAACCUUGGGCUACACAAUAUAGCUUCUGCACCCUUUUGGUUUGCCAAUUAUGUCUAGCGAGCUAAAAGAGAUGCAAACUAAGCCAUUAGAAAUUAAAUUUUAAUUUCCUUUGGCUUAAAUUUGGAGUUUUGGGAGUUUUGGGAGUUUUGGGAGAGUUGGGAGUUUUGGGAGUUUAGGAGUUGGGAAUUUGGGGGAGUUUUGGGAGUUUUUGGGAGUUUUGGAGUUUUGGGAGUUUUGGGAGUUUUGGGAGUUUUGGGAAUUCUGGGAGUGGUGUGUGGAAGUGAUGUUGGGGAAAUUGUGUAGGGCUAAAGUAAUAUUUCUUCUUCUUUGGCCUAAGUUUAUUUUGGGUCUUUAAAAGGCCAAAAGAGAGAAGAAACUAUAUUGAAGAUUUUCUUAAAAAUUUAACACUUCCUUUAAAACGAAACCCAUUAGAUGCAUUAUCAAGAAUGCAAGAAACUGAAAUAGGAACUCAUGUGGAGGGUGAAUUCAUUCAGCCACCUCCUAUAUUUAACGUUGAUUAUUAUUUGGAAUUAGAACAUCAGGACCUUUCAUUUUCAAAAAAAAAUGUGAGCCCUAGCACCUUGCAGCUAUUAUCAGAAUGUGAGCAUAUUCAUAAUAAAAUGAUUUUUGAUGCCACAAACGAAUCUUUACAAAAACAUAGGCCUUAUGGACUUAAAGGAGUCCCUAUGCCUUGGAGUAGCUCAAAUAGGCUAAUGGUGGAUAUGCAUAAAGGCUUAGAUGUGAUUAUAGAGGAGGUCAAAAAAGAAACAGAAAAAUGGAGUUUGCUGCAAGCUGGGAAAAUCCUUACCAAGGAUAUGUUUUUAACUGGAGGAGCUUUUGAUGAAGAGUUUUUGCAGCAGACUAGAGAAGAAAAGUUAGCGAUGCUACUAACAGAUGAUUUAGUAGAAAAAGAUGAUGUGUGGGUUGAGUAUGAGUUUGAGGAAACUCAAGUAAAAUUAGAUCUUGCUGAUAUGAUUUUAGAAGAUCUUGUGAUAGAAACAUUUAGUAUUUUAGAUGAUAACUAUUAA
This is a messenger RNA of Blepharisma stoltei, 5158 nucleotides long. The record is from the annotation of a GenBank genome assembly. NCBI's taxonomy places the organism in Eukaryota, Ciliophora, Heterotrichea, Heterotrichida, Blepharismidae.